UUCAAAGGCAUGUAUUCGGUAUGUCGGUUUCUGUUUAACAACAUUACGUGUAUGCGCUAUUACACGCGCAAUACCGCUUGGCUAGCUAUACACAGUGCAGUGCACUAAUAUGCUGGGAACACCUUUUUCUGACACCAAGCAUGAACAAUAAGGAGCUGGAUAUUACUACCAAUCAGGCAUAGGCCUGGCCACUCUACAUCCCACCACUCAGAUCUUUUCCUUCACCACCCUCCCAGGGACAGUCAUUUGUAAACAGCAUGUCUUCCGGCCCACCUCAGUCACCUGCGGUGGCUAAGACAGAGGUAACUGUCGAAGGAGAAUGUCCGCUCCUUGCUGCAACCUUUGCCUACUGGGACAACAUCCUCGGCCCACGGGUACGCCACAUCUGGGCUCCCCGGUGUGAGCAACCACUGUUGCUAAGUGAUGGUGAGGUCACCUUCCUGGCCAAUCACACAUUGAAUGGGGAGAUUCUUCGCAGUGCAGAGUGUGGAGCGGUGGAUGUCAAGUUCUUUGUCCUAGCUGAGAAGGGUGUUAUCAUCGUAUCCCUCAUAUUUGAUGGUGAACUGAAGGGGGACAAGAACACAUGUGCCUUGUCCAUCAUCUUGCCACAGACAGAGCUGGCUUUCUACCUGCCCUUGCACACUGUCUGUGUGGAGAGGCUAAAACACAUAAUCCGCAAAGGACGCAUCUGGAUGCAGAAGGGAUAUAACAUAAUUUCUGUGCUGACGUCAGAGAUUGUCCCCAUUAUGGAGCUGCUGUCCUCCAUGAAGACACACAGUGUCCCAGAGGAUAUAGAUAUCAAGGAUACUAUCUUAAAUGACGAUGACAUUGGAGACAGCUGCCAUGAAGAUUUCUUGCACAAGGCAAUCAGUUCUCAUCUUCAAACCUGUGGCUGCUCCAUGGUAGUUGGAAGCAAUUCAGACAAAGUCAACAAGAUAGUACGCACACUGUGCCUCUUCCUCACACCUGCUGAGAGGAAGUGCUCUCGGCUCUGUAAGGCUGACUCCUCUUUCAAGUACGACACAGGACUGUUUGUACAAGGUCUCCUCAAGGACUCCAUGGGCAGCUUCGUCUUGCCCUUCCGCCAGGUGCUGUACUCACCCUACCCCACCACUCACAUCGACGUGGACAUCAACACGGUGAAGCAGAUGCCGCCCUGCCAUGAGCACACUUAUAACCAGCGCCGCUACAUGCGCUCUGAGCUCAGCGCCCUCUGGAAAGCAGCUAGUGAGGAGGACAUUGCUCCUGACACUGUCAUCCACACCGACGAGUUCUUCACCCCUGACCUAAAUAUCUUUCAGGACGUUAUGCAUAGAGACACCCUGGUGAAGUCAUUUUUAGAUGAGGUGUUCAUGCUAAAGCCAGGCCUCAAUCUGCGAAGUACUUACUUAGCCCAGUUCUUGCUCAUACUUCACAGGAAAGCACUCACACUACUCAAAUACAUUGAAGAUGAGACACAAAAGGGAAAGAAGCCUUUCCGCUCCUUGCGCAGCUUGAAGACAGACCUCGACUUGAUGGUGGAAGGUGAUCUGAAUAUCAUCAUGGCACUGGCUGAGAAGCUGAGGGCUGGAUUGCACUCAUUUGUAUUUGGGAAGCCAUUCUACACCAGUGUGCAUGAGCGUGAUGUGCUCAUGAGCUUUUGACUCCUACAAUCCUCCUCAUGACACUUGGUUACUCUCUUGAGAAAUGGGUAACAAAUUAAUGUGACUGCCUUUACUAGGGUGACAUUUUCUGUCCACUAAACAGCGUUGAAGUGUAGGAAUGUGCAAAAAUAUACAGCAGGACAGUAUUUCCAAAGGUCAAAAUUUCUCAAAUUUCAUUUUAAAAGGAGCUCUUUACAUUUCUGUUUUUCUGUUUUCUAGAUAAUUCAUAUUUUCAAAUGUUAUGAUUAUGCCCUUUUGCAUAUGAGCUCUUUGGGGGGAAAAGAACAUCUUAUAAUUUCAGCCUGUUCAUAUAGGAUAGAACUUUGAGCCUACUUUAAUGUAAAAACGAGACUCUCACACACUGUCUUUGCUUGCAAGUGUUAAAACUAUGCAUUUUGGUCAAAAUACUUUCACUAGGCAUGACUAUAUUCUUCUAUUUUACACAUCUGCGCACACAUUGAACCAGGAGUGAAAUGUAUCGUUUUCGGUUAGCCUACUUUAAUGUAACUAGAUUUGAUUGUAAUAGACCAAUGACUGCUCAUCUGUGUAAGGGGUGUUUCCCAUUGGCAGAAACAUUUGUUUCUAAACACCCACAUGAUCAGAUGGAGCAUUUUAAUGGCCAAAGGAGGCUCAGGUAAAUUAUAAAAAUAAGCAUACAGUAAUUUGUUUAGCAUGCAGUUAUAAUUUAAGAAUAAAACUACAAAAAGCUUAAGACAAGCUUUGGCUCUUAAAGGAACCUUUUCAAAAUGAGCACACCCCAUUUGUUUAUUACAUUACUAGAUUAUCUCUGCAUCUCCUCUAUCUAUUGACUGACUGACCACAGCAGGUGGUCACAACUCUUUCAGCAGUCUUGUGGUGCCAAUAUGAACAUGCUGACAUAGUAAUAGCGUAGCAGUGCUUUAUGUAGGUCAAAUGAUUUGCAGUAAUUAUAUGGUUAUAGAAGGUGAGCUGGAGUGGUUUGGGCAAUUAUGUUCAACACAGUCAAUGGUUUUGUUAUAACAGACCAUAUGCAUGACUGUAAAUAUUCUGUAGUUAAUUUUCGUUAGGCAUAUCUACAGUAUGUAUUUCAGUGAUUGCCUCCAGUCACUGAGGAUACAUUCUGAUCAUCGACAAGAGAGUUUGUUUUAAGUUUUCUUUUACAUGUAAAUCUUGAUGUGUAUAUAUUUCAUUAUUAACAAAAUUGUUGACCUAAAUUAUUUGUGGUAUAAUGUGAUAUACCAGUCAGGUAUUGCUAUCAUUUGUUCAUAGUUACUGUUUGAUGACAUGACUACCUAAAUAUUCCUUUGUGUGUGUAAUGUUUUAUCUUUCUAUAAAAAUUAAAUGUUACGAUCAACUGUCACAGUAACUUAAUUAUUCAAAAGCCUUAAUUUGAUUAAAGAGGUAGGCUAGUAAAUGGUGUAUUCCUGUAAAACCCUAAUGUUGUUCAUUACACUGUACUGAUGCCGUUUUCAAGUUUUAUUCUCAAACAUUUUUCAGUGCAUCUAUGAUGAUAAUAAACAAUGUGUCUACAAAAUG
Esox lucius (northern pike) is the source of this 3158-nucleotide messenger RNA. RefSeq names its product C9orf72-SMCR8 complex subunit (gene c9orf72). The transcript is spliced from 10 exons. Gene Ontology annotation, biological process: endocytosis; autophagy. Gene Ontology annotation, cellular component: autophagosome; endosome. Lineage: Eukaryota; Metazoa; Chordata; Actinopteri; Esociformes; Esocidae. The coding region runs from base 258 to 1643 and encodes 461 amino acids. Gene Ontology annotation, molecular function: guanyl-nucleotide exchange factor activity. The record is from RefSeq and is a predicted model, not a curated record.